Triticum dicoccoides is the source of this 4295-nucleotide messenger RNA. Its product is annotated as phosphatidate phosphatase PAH1-like. The transcript is spliced from 11 exons. The record is from RefSeq and is a predicted model, not a curated record. NCBI's taxonomy places the organism in Eukaryota, Viridiplantae, Streptophyta, Magnoliopsida, Poales, Poaceae. The coding region runs from base 243 to 3773 and encodes 1176 amino acids. Gene Ontology annotation, biological process: lipid metabolic process. Gene Ontology annotation, molecular function: phosphatidate phosphatase activity.
CCCCCCUUCCGUCCCCCACAGCAUCAAUUGACCUUCCGCCGCCUUUGUUCCACCCAAGCACGCGCGCCACCUCGGAGGUAUCGCCCACGUCCUCGCCCGCCCCACUGACCUGACCUGGCGUGGAGUCGAGAUCUGUCCGUACCCGGGCUCGGAUUGAUUUUCCCUCGAAAUUGAUGAAGCGAUUGGACGAAUCGAGCGGAUCGCCGAGUGUUUGAUGCGUGCGAUCGAGGGCUCGUGCAGAGAUGGACGUGGUGGGGAUGGUGGGCCGCGGGGUGGGGCGUGUCCUCUCGCAGGGCAUGUACUCCGUUGCCACGCCCUUCCACCCUUUCGGCGGCGCCGUCGACAUCAUCGUCGUUGAGCAGCCCGACGGCUCCUACCGCAGCACGCCCUGGUAUGUCCGCUUUGGCAAGUUCCAGGGUGUUCUCAAGCGUAACGAGAAGGUCGUCACCAUCGCCGUCAAUGGCGUGGACGCCAGCUUCCACAUGCUGCUCGACAACUCUGGCCAGGCAUACUUCAUGCGGGAGCUCGUGCCUGGUGGUGAGGACUCGGAGACCGCUGCAGAAGAAGCUACGAGCGAGCCUGAAACUCCUCUGCGUAGUAAGAGUGACGGGGAACUUUACAGCCAGUUGGUCGGCCCAGAGUUGAAUGAGGAUCAGGAGGUACAAAAUGGAGAGGAGUUUGAUUCAUAUGGCUAUUCCAAGUUGGAGGAGGCAGAGGAUUUGGCAAAUCAAGCUGGUGGGGGUGGGGGCAAUUCAGAGAUGCUUUUGGUUAGUGUGAACGGGUGUGUUCUAACUGCUCCCAUUUCUUCAACUGAGGAGAAUAUGGAGGAUGUGCAACUAAGUGACCCCCAGUUCCAUUUGGGGCCUGGGGAGAGCUCGAGCGGCGAUCUCAGCCGCGGUGGCGAGGUGUGGGAAUCUGGCAUUUUGGAUGGUUUAUACAUAUCACAGGAAAAGGUUAAGUUUGAUUCUGAACAUCCAUCAGAGGCUUUGGAGGAGCUUCGGGAGGUGUCAAUUUUGAAGGAUGGGUCACAUGACAUCCCAGUUAAUGAACAUGAAAGCCUCCAUGUCUCUGUUAAUGAAGGCCAGACCUGUGUUGCAUUGACCAAUGCUCUUGAUGUGUCGGUGAACAAUGAUGAUGCUUAUCAACCAUUGACCAAUGAAGACAAGACUUGUGACAUUCCACUGGUUCAGAGCAACUGUGUUGCAUUGACCAAUGAAGAUGAGGUUCAGAGUGUGUCACGAUCAGAGAACAACGGUCUGAAUUAUCAACCUUUGGUCAUGGAAGAUGGAGUUCAUGAAGUUUCAGGGAACAAUGGUGAGGGCUAUCAACCCUUUCCCAAUAAAGAUGAAGCCCUUGAUGUGUCGGUGAACAAUGAUGAUGCUUAUCAACCAUUGACCAAUGAAGAUGAGACUUGUGAUAUUCCACUGGUUCAGAGCAACGAGGCCUGCAAGUCCCCAUCCAUGGCAGGCAAGGUUUGUGAUGCCAACAAUGAGAUUAUUGAGGAUGAGGUGAAGGGUUUAUCACAGUCAGGGAACAAUGGUCCGGAUUAUCAAACGCUGAAUGUGGAAGAUGAGGCUAAUGAUAUUUCAGGGAGCAACGCUGAGGUUGAUCCAAUCUUGCCCAAUAAAGAAGAGUCCCUUGAUAUCUUGGAGAACAAUGAUGAGGGUUCUCAACCAUUGACCAAUGAAGAUGAGACUUCUGAUAUUCCACUGGUUCAGAACAAUGAGGCCUGCAAGUCCCCAUCCAAGGCAGGCAAGGUUUGUGAUGCCAACAAUGAGAUUAUUGAGGAUGAGGUUCAGGGUUUAUCACAGUCAGGGAACAAUGGUCCGAAUUAUCAAAUGCUGAAUGUGGAAGAUGAGGCUAAUGAUAUUUCAGGGAGCAACGCUGAGGUUGAUCCACUCUUGCCCAAUAAAGAAGUGUCCCUUGAUAUCUUGGAGAACAAUGAUGAGGGUUCUCAACCCUUGACCAAUGAAGAUGAGGUUCAGAAUGAUGAGGCAUGCGAAUCCCCAUCUAAGUCCGACGAAAUUUGUGAUGAAAGCAAUGAGAAUAUUCAGGCUAGUUUUAGCAGAUUUGAUACUUUCAGAAGUUGCUUGGAUUUGACAUCACAAGAUGAUGGAGAUUCAGGAACUGAACUCUUUUCACCUGAAUUUGAUCACCAGAGGGAUUCUGAGCUUAGUCUGAGUAUCCGUUCCGAUAUUGACAUAGAUCUGGGAGAAGAUCGAAGUGAAACUGCGCACUGUGAUCAAUCCAAUCAAUUAAAGCAUAUAGAGGAAGUGGAUGUUUCGUCAGUUACUUCAGAUGAUAAUAUAACACGCAGCGAAGACUGCUCUCCUGUCUAUGGCAAGGCAGCUGACUUGUCCUGUGAAGGGGGUUCUGAUGAAAGGAGGAAAGAUACCACCCCUUCUAAUAUUGGAGCUUGUAAAUCUGAUCGCUUGCGAAUGUCCCCAAGCAGUGACAGAGACAAAUUAGGAAGCAUUCCGGAGAACCCAACUGCUGAAGAGGAAAUAAAUAAAGAAGAGCACCCCCAAUUACAGAAGGGUUUGGGCUUUGAGAUUUCUCUGUGUGGGCACUUGCUACGGCCAGGAAUGGGCCAAACAUCUGCUGAUGAGGUGUUCCAACAACAUCUUGUCCCUGAGGAGGAUUUCAAAUUGUCUGGACCAUCAAUAAUAAAAAAUGCAAACCUUAUUGUCAGAAUUGGCUGUAACUAUUUCACAUGGAGUAAAGUUUCUCAUGUUGUUCUUGGGAAGGCUGUAUUUGGUCCAGACUUCUGUGUAGAACCUAUCGAUGCUAUUCCAGUUGAACGCCAAGAAACACCCAAUUCGAGAGAUGAUUCUCUUGGGUUGUCCCCAAGCCGGAGAUGGAGGCUGUGGCCUAUUCCAUUUAGGAUAUCAAGAUCUCUUCAACGCAGUAAUAGUGAUUCUUCUGAGGAUAUUUUUCUUGACACAGAGACAGUCUUAAGUCCUAUGGAUGAGCAAGCCCCAGCCAACAAUAAAGACCAGUCACCAAGAAAGCAAUUUGUGCGGACUUUAAUUCCCACUAGCGAACAGGUGGCAUCUCUAAAUCUUAAGGAGGGACAAAACAUUGUCACCUUUAGCUUCUGCACCAGAGUUUUUGGGAAGCAGCAGGUUGAUGCACAUAUCUACGUGUGGAAAUGGAAUGCAAAAAUUGUUAUAUCCGACGUGGAUGGAACCAUCACAAGGUCUGAUGUCUUGGGCCAGGUCAUGCCUUUAGUCGGACGAGAUUGGAGUCAGUCUGGUGUUGCUCGACUCUUUUCUGCAAUAAAGGAAAAUGGUUAUCAACUGAUAUUCCUUAGCGCUAGAGCCAUUGUCCAGGCAUAUCUGACAAAAAACUUCCUCUUCAAUCUAAAACAGGAUGGGAAAGUAAUGCCUAAUGGACCUGUUGUAAUUUCGCCCGAUGGAUUGUUCCCUUCGCUCUACCGAGAAGUUAUACGAAGAGCACCACAUGAGUUCAAGAUUGCCUGUCUGGAGGACAUUAAAGCACUUUUUCCUUCCGACUACAAUCCAUUUUAUGCUGGAUUUGGCAACAGAGACACUGACGAGCUUACAUACAAAAAGAUGGGAAUUUCGAAAGGCAAGAUUUUUAUCAUCAACCCCAAGGGUGAAGUGGCCAUCAAUAGUUCAGUUGAUGUGAAGUCCUAUACCUCCUUGCAUACCCUUGUCAAUGACAUGUUCCCUCCAACAACUUUGGUUGAGCAGGAAGACUACAACUCCUGGAAUUAUUGGAAGGUGCCGCUGCCAGACAUUGAUUUGUAGAGUAGUUUUGACAAGUACAGCAGUAGACGCAAGUAGAGUCUGCGGACAGCAUGACCGGCAAGCUCGUGUAUGCUAGUUCUCAAUCGCCACAGCAGAAUUCUGCCCAACCUGUAAAGCAUCUGGUGAGUUUUCCAGAUGGACUGUUUUGAUCGCCGUUGUUGCAGAAGCUCGAUUUUCCUUGCCCCGACGCAGCUCUAUCACGAUCAUUCAUCUUUUAGGUAGUGAUCUGAUCGUCAUAGCCGUCGUUGAAACUUAUCGCUGCUGUGCCGGCAUCUCAAUUCGCAACGAGGUAGCCCGCCGAGCCUGUUAGUAAUCUGUUAUCAGCAGCUGCUAGCCUGUGUUGCUUUCCGUGUUCUCGUAGCUCUAGGCUGUGAUGUAGCUCAUCUGUCAGUUAGAUUACUCGUGGUACAUUACUGGAAAGCAACAGGGAACAGAAAACUGUCUAUCACGCUGUAUGUUGUUGUAUAUGGGAUAUAAAUACGACUGCAUUUUUCUGUAAACGUCGCAUGUGCAUGAAGGUGA